Molecule: messenger RNA, 1999 nt
Organism: Vigna angularis (adzuki bean)
Lineage: Eukaryota; Viridiplantae; Streptophyta; Magnoliopsida; Fabales; Fabaceae
Product: protein CHUP1, chloroplastic
Exons: 4
Coding region: 58-1881 (607 amino acids)
Biological process (GO): chloroplast organization
Cellular component (GO): chloroplast outer membrane
Source: RefSeq, a predicted model, not a curated record
GAAAGCCAGCCACUGCUUAGUGAUUAGCUUCACUGAUACAGAUAUUUUAACUUGGAUAUGUUCUAUGAAGUUGAUAAGAAUGUUCUGAUAUUUAAAGGAUUUCACUGGGUUCACUUCAGUGGGAUGCACCAAAGUCCAAAUUGUUCUUGCUUUUGUAGAGAACAAGAUGAUUAUCAGAGUGAGUUUCAUGAUUGUAGCUUCAGUUGCUGCAAUAAGGAUUUCGCGCACAAAAACCAGUUCUUCUACAAGGAAAAAGGGUACAUUAAAAUGUUCAGUGACGGGUCACUCUUAGAACAAGAGUUUGAAGAGGUGGAAAAUAGCACUGUUAAGGUUAAUAAUAAAGUGAGACAGAAUGAAGAGAAGGAGAUUAACUUUGAAAUGCCAAAAAAUCUGCUGACAGGAGAAUUUAAGGACUUGGAGCUGCUAUUAGGUGAUGAGAAAAUGUACAAUCUUACGGUGAAGGACAUAGUGCAGAAUUUGGUACCAAAUUACAAGCGGAGAGAAGCAAAGCUUGAAAAGAAGCUUCUUGAAUUGAAUGGUCUAAAGGAAAAGCAAUCUGCCAUUGCUCAAAUGCAAAAACAGUUGGAGGAAAAGACAGAAAAAGUGGACUUUCUUGAAAAAACCAUUGCUUCCUUUCGGUCAGAUAGUGAAAUUAUGCGAGAAAAAAUAAGAGAUGAUCAUAUGUCAAAAAAUCAGCUAGAUGUUGCAAAGAAAAUGAUAAAUGAGAUACAAAGGAAAAGGGGUGAUGCAGGUCCUGUGAGGGAGCAGAUAUUGAUGCUCCAACAGCAAGUGACUGAAUUUAAGAAGUUUCAAAGUUCAGGGGAAAAUUCUUCAACAAAUAAGAAACUCAAAGAUGUUCAAGACAUAGAGGUGGAAGUUUUGGAACUGAAGAGGAAAAACAAAGAGCUUGAAUUGGAAAAAAGGGAGACAAAAGUUAAGUUGGCUACUGCCCAAGCAAGAAUCAGAACAGAGGAGCAAAAAAGGUCAAGACUAGAAGAAGAAAUUGCUGGUUUACAACAUGUGCAUGAAGAACUUUCAGAGCUAGUUGAAACAUUGCAGAGAAACAGAUUUGACAUGGUCGAGGAAGUUGUGUACCAAAGGUGGCUUUACACAUUGUUGAGGUUUGAAAUUCAGGAGAAUCAAAGACAAAGUAGAAAGGCCUCAAGAAGAGAUUGCAACAAGAAUUCAAGCGAAGAUCUCUGUGAGAAAAAGCAUGCAUCAACAUCUGAUACAAUUGACCUUGAGCUUGAAAGCGUUUCCUCCAGUGUCACAUUAGAUGAGAGUGAUGAAAUUGAAACCACCACCUUUGCAAGCUCUUCUAGUAGCCAAAGUAGUAACAGUAGUAUGAAAAUGAAGGGAUGGAGAAAAACCAAAGAUUGGUGUAACAAAAUAUCAUCAAAAGGUAGAAAUCUAGGUAGCAGCCCUGGCUUAAUACGUAGGUUAUCCUUUUCCAUGUCAAAUAUUGGAUCAUAUGUAUCCAAGGCAGUGAACAGUGGUAAUACCCCAGUGAUGAACUUACUCCAAAAUGUGAAUUCUAAUACUACAUCCAAAUUAUUGGCAAAGAAGAAUAGAGUCUCUUUCAGUGAUUCAGUUAAACUAUCUACUCAUUCAGACAUUGCAGAGCUUGUUGAGAGUGCAGAAGAUGAGAAAGAAGAGAUAUCUGGGAAGAUCGUGGAGCUCACUUCUAAAGUGAACUCCAUCAACAUUGAUUCCAUUGAAGAGAAUGAAGGUGCCAGGAAAAUAGUUGUUCAUUCUGAUGAAGUGUAUUCAAGGAAUGAAGCCAUUUCUAGCGUUGGUGUCAGGAUCAAAAUCAUAAUGGUGUAUCUGGUGGCAUUUUUAUUCUUUUCCCUGAUUUUGCUAGCAUGUGUAUGGAUCAGAUAACAAUAUCCUUAAUUGUAUGAAACACAGUUGAAUUUGUGGUGACACUUUGAAAAUGAUGGUGCAUUGAAUGGAGAAAACCACCUGUGUCUUUAAUGUUACCAAUCAAUUUUUUGUUGAA